AUGGGUACAGGCCAAGAUACGGCUGUAAUUAUCCCACAGGAUGUCGAUCAGCAGCGGCCGCCCGCUCCUGUCCCUGAGACAACAGAGAAUAUAGAAUCCCCCAUCGACAAGAUCACCCAUUCCAUUGAACAUAUGCAGCUUGGCUCUACACUUCCCAUCGCUCUCGUCAAUGCCCCUACCACUCCCCCCGAUGCGCCCAUGUCCAGCGGUGGAUCAGGAUCUUCGACCGAAAUAAACGAUCACCUCACACCCCUUCCAAAGCCCAAGACACAUCAGGAGAGGCCUUCGUUUAUACGGAAGAGUUCACUCUCCCCUCGCAUGUCCGCUCUACCCAACUUUUCAUCACCACCUCUACAAAGUCUUAGUGAACUUCUUGUUAGCCCACCUUUUCCAGAUGACUACGAUCAAGGUCAAUCCUACUUCCCUCCUUUCUCCCAACAUGCAUCCUCUUCAUCGUCCUCCCAACUCACCACGACGCUCGAUUUUUCCCUCGAUUCAGCGACAUCUAUCCCAACCCCACGUACUCCAAGCGAUCAUGGGCUGCCAGUGAAGGCAGCUUCAGAUUCCGGUACUUUUGCAUUAGCACGACGGUCUAGCACGACCCGUGGUCCUCGUAUCAAGAACACAGGCGGGAUACUAGCUCCUCAUGGCUCCUUCACAUCAUCCCGUUCUCGAUCUUCAACUAUCAGUUCCAACUCUCCCCGAUCCUCGAUAACGACGGUCUCAGCUAAGACUGAACCCCAUAGCUCCUCGCCUCAUGAGAUGGACCCUCGAGAGAGUGAGAAGCUAUUCAAAGCUGCUUCCAAAGGAGAUCAGUUAGCUAUGCACAGGCUGGGUUGGCGUCCUGCAAAACUGAAUCAUCGCCAUACUCUAGGCUCGACGGAAGAUAUAUGGGGUGGCUAUCAACCUCCAUCAAGUACAAGACGUUCAUCUGGCUCCUCCCAGGCGUCUCUGCCUCCUACAACUUCGACUCCAGAAAGUACCUCAUCUCCAGUCAUUCCACCCACAACCCAUUCGUAUACUCAGUCCGAUCUUUUCUCAGAUGCCGUGAAUCUCACACUACGAUCUAAUGCGUCGACGAGGAAUCGCAAUGCUAGUGCCACGACUACCAAUUCAACUCCACGUAAGCCCUCCAGUAAGGGAACCAAGUAA
This is a messenger RNA of Kwoniella botswanensis, 1152 nucleotides long. RefSeq lists its product as uncharacterized. The transcript is spliced from 3 exons. The record is from RefSeq and is a predicted model, not a curated record. The coding region runs from base 1 to 1152 and encodes 383 amino acids. NCBI's taxonomy places the organism in Eukaryota, Fungi, Basidiomycota, Tremellomycetes, Tremellales, Cryptococcaceae.